GGUCUUCCACCCGAGAACAAUGAAUGUCCAGAUGUAGACACAGUCAUGGCCACAGCUGGGGUUUCAGAAACCAGCACCAUAGAUUUUUUAGAGCCUUUAAAAGUCACGGACAUGGAAUCAGCCACAGAGCAUCCACAAGAAACAAAUUAUUAUAAUGGGUUGAAAGCCCACACUGCCAUGCCAGUGAGGACAGGGGGUAAUGAAUCUAGUUUGGAGACUAGAGAAGAAAAGUUACCCAGACUAAAUCCUGUUAAUGAAUUCAGUACAUCAGUUGCUAAUUGCCAGACUUAUCAGCAGGAUGAAGAAAACAGUGCUCAUGACUUCUGUACUGGUCCUGUACCUAAACAUAAUGAACCUUAUAGGUUGUCAUCAGUAGAAAGCUGUAGAAUGCUCUCCACAAAAAGUUCUGAAGUCUCAUGUUCGGUUCUGAAAAGCAGCUAUUACCUGGACUUCAGGAAUAUGCCACUAGGAGACAAUAGUACUGCAGUCCAUGGAAUUAUCAAUGAACUUCCCAAAAAGUAUCUUCACAAAACCAUCAAAAGCCAGACUCAUGAUCAUGGGACUGGGUUUGUAGAAAAUGGAACCUCCUCAUCCCUACCAGUAGAGCAGGUCUCAGUUGUUUUUAAAGGAUUAUCUACUGCUAAAACUGAUCAUAGGGAAGUAAGUGCAAGUAUAGGUAAAUUGUACAGCUCUGAAUUUGAAGAGGCUUCUGAAGUCUGGAGAAAAAUUGCUGUGGGAGAGAACAUUGAUGUUUGUAGCUGGCCUGAAGCUCAAGAGGAUGCUAAUUCUGAGCACUGUCAUUCUUCAGUUUUUAGUUCUGUUGCUUCAUCUCCUGAGGAGUUCUCAAAAGAAAACUUUAAAAUGGUCCCAUCAGAAGGUGAUAAGUUGAAAAAGAAUCAGUGGCAAUUCCCUGUCAGUGACUUAUGCAAGGAUGAUAUAAAAGAAAAUAGUCUAUUGAUGGAAACAAGCAACACUGCCUCCCAUGAAAUUGGACAGACAAACAAAUGCUUUUAUAGUACCUCCAGAAAAAUGUCUCCUCCCAGUAGCCACAGCUGUCUGGAUCUUAGUACCAAGCUAGAAGAUUCACCUGAGGCCCAAGUGCUUGAAAAGGAAUCUGAGAAUAGUACAACACUAGAAGAGUUGGCUGGCAGUUCAGUUCAAAGUACAGAAGCUAAUAAUAAUGAAAAUUUGUCCACUGGCAAAGAAACGCAUUUGAUUUAUACACUAAAUGUAGCUCUACCUCCCAUCGCACAGAAAUCAAGAGAACCUCGUUGUCAUGAGUGUCCUCCUUGUAUUGCUAAUGAAGUUUCAAACAGGGACAAGGCUCAGGAUAAUCUAUCUGGAAAAGAAUCAUUUGGUGCUUCUGUAACUACAGAAGAGCAAGUCACUCAAACUAUGCUCCAUCAAGACAAGUUCAAGUCUUCAGUAAGUUCCAGGACUUCUGAUAACCCUAAUAUGACAAACAAAAUUUCCCAAAAGGACAUGAAUUCUUCAGUGGGAAAUACAGAGAGUGUGGUCACUGCUUUAGGAAAUGAACAUAGUGACACAUGGAAUUUUGAUAAUCAUAAUAUAAAAGACCAGUGUACAGCUGCCAGUACUUCCUGUGUUUUAUCAGGGAGUACAUGUGUAGAUGAUGUUCUCCAAAACAGCCAUUCUUGGGAUGUUGAGGUUGAUAAGAAGAUUGAAAAAAAAUAUAUUUGGGAAGGAGAAGACUCAGCUGAAUAUAAUAGUAAAAAGAUAAUAAUCUUUCCAGAAGCACACUUCCCUUUGUCAUGUGGAUCUCUUCCUUGUGAAGAAGACUGGGGCAACAGAGGUGUAGAACUGCAUGGGAUAAAUGGCAGUGAAAUUCUAUGUAACAAUGAUGAGGCAAAAGAACAAACUGGGACAUGUGCUCACCAGACAGAUGGAUUUGAGAAAAUAAGAACCGUGGAUACUCCAAAGGCUCCUGGAGGCAAUCAGAGAAAUAAGACUAGUGAAGAGCUAUUAGGCAGAUAUUUUAACAAAAAGCCCUGUACUUAUAAUUUUGGAUUUUGCAAUUCUCCAUUAGGCCCAAAGAAGAGAGAAACAAGCACAUAUGAGAAGAAAGAAGUGUCAUCACUCCCAGCUAAUCCCUCUGAGUGUAGCACUGCAAUCUGUGACAUGUGCCCGUUACUCAGAAACAUGAAUAUUCAAACAAGAUGUGCCAGCCAACCAGAAAAGACUCUUUGUCCCAUGGAAAAUCAGUGUCUUGCAUGUCAGAGUGAGUUGGAUGGCCUGGUUCCAGGCAGCAAGCAACAUUUAGAAAGUUUAAACAACCAACCAAACACUGGCUUACAAACUACAGCUACUUCUGUGGAAGAAACCAAUAUAUCAAUUGGCUAUAGUCAAAGUGAAGAGAUACUGUUAGAAACAGGUGAUGACUUGCCUCCUUUAGCUCAUAAAUAUGCAAAAGGAGACAGUUUUCAAGGAACAAUAAAUGAGAAUGUGGUGGAUUUGGACUCUUUAAAUGGUGUGAGAAUUGAAGACUGUUCAGGAUACACAGGCUUUGUUGGUGAUGUAAUCGGAGAGGAGACAAUCAGACUAAAAGAACAUGAAAAUGGAUGUGAAAGGGAAAAUAAAGGAACUCGUGAAGUAAGUUUUUAUGAUUGCAAAGCACAGUGCUCACAGCAUGCUUGUGUUAUCGGCUGUGCAAGAGAGAAAGCGGAGCUGGUGUUUGCAGGAAGCAAAAUGCAGCAAUCUUUGCCAAAGAUGAAGGGGUUGGUGAAGGACCAGGAAAAUACAGUUAGUGCCCAAUUUUUGCCCUCCUCAUCAAGUCAUGGGAAUCUGACGUAUAAGCCAGAAAAUACGAAUGUGCUUUCAGAGACAGAAAACAAAAAAAGCCUGAGAAGAAAAUGUAUCUCAAGUAACUCUUGCUCGCAGUUCACAUUUCAGCCUGGCAAAGAAACUGAUGAUGCUCUGAAGGGUAUUAGUCCAUCCCAUUUCAGAAAGUUGGUCAUUCAGGAACCUUCUAAUGAGAUGCAGGCAGAUUCAGAAACACUGUCAGCUCUGUACUUGGGAAUCUCUCUGCCUGAGGAAGGAAAGCUGUGCAUGGCAUCUGAGGACACACAAAUAGAUAAUUUUGAUUCCUCUUCAGCCAAAGUUUUCAGCAAAGAUUCUUCAGUGACAAAACCUCUCUCUGUAACAAUGUCUGUUAAGAGAAAAGCCAGCAAUACUAAGAUCCCAUCUUCAGAGAAUAAAAUAGCAAGUAGUUGUCUGAAUGUUGCAAAAAGCUCAAGAGUUUGUGCACACAGCAAAGACAGUCUAAGAGAUGAGGGGGACAGCAUGCCAACUGUAAAAGACAUGGAUGUCACCUCUCCAAAAAGUACUCGCUGUGAAGAGAAGUUAAAGAAUACAUGUGGAGAAGAGAACAUGAGAAGAGAAGCAGCCCCUAGAAAAAACCUGCUCAUAGAUUCUUUUCUUGAUGGAGAAGAUUGUCUUUGGGCCUCGUUAGAAGAUUCCAAAGAGUCUGGUAGCAAAACAGGCCCUCUCAGUACUGAGAGUUAUGGAAAAGUUUUGGAAGAAAUCUCAAGAUCCAAACAAAGUAAUCCUUCAAAAGAAAGAAAAAAUUAUACAGAGCUCACAAACCUGGCAGGUACCAGUCUGCUUUCAGAAACUGUGUGUGGUUGUCAAGCUGAAGAUGCAUCUUCUGCAGAAACUUCACCAGAAUUGCAGUAUGAUACAACACCCACAUUUUAUCCACAUAUGAGUAUACAAUCAAACAGUUGCAAAGAAAUGCCCCCAAACUGUGUAGUUUGCAGCAAAGUAUGUGUGCCUUACAAAUUAAAUGCACAGAGCAAAGAUAACAUAAAGGAGGUUACAGAAGGCCAAGACACUGAACCAACUCAUUCACUCUGCAAGGAAAAUGAGGCUUUAGGUUCAGAGAGAUUUGAUCAAAUAGAGAAACGUCAGUUACUUAAACGAAAGAAGAAGUAUGAGAAGAUGAAAGUACAUCAGUCAAACAAGGCACAACCAGAACACAAGUCAGAAUAUGAAGAGAAAGCAAAACUCACACUGCAACCAACUACAUUGCACAGCUCUAAACUCUCAGGCAGCUCUCUGGAUGAAUUGGUGACAUCAAGAAAUAAGGAGUUUCGAGGUCCUUCAGAGGAGAUUUUUGCUGUUAGAAGCAGUGAAAAUAAUGUAUGUAGCACUUUACAAGAAGUCAAAAGGCCAAAGAUUACUACAGAUACUAUUAGUUCACAGUUUUUGAAGACUCAGGAUUCAGAAACGGAAAACCUGAACCUUAAUUUAGGGUAUGAUGGAAUCCCUGGUGCCUUUGAAACCACAAAUAAACUAAGAGGACCUGUUCCAUUAAAAAGACAGCCUGGCAGGACAUGUAAAAAAGUUCCCACAUCAUAUCAACUAAAAACCAUCAGAAAAAGCAAAAAAUGUAAAAGCUCAUCUUUUUUUGAGAUUUCCCCAGAAAUAUUCCCCAAGCAGGAAAACACACACUUCAAAUCUUUGUACUUUCCAUGUAAACCACCAGCAAUGGAAACGGAAACAGCCAUGAAAUCUGUGCAUCUGCCAAGGCAGAGGGCCAAGAGGUGCGGUUUGUUGAGCAGCUUGAGAUUUAGAAAAUGUACCAAAGAACCAGUGUUGUUGAGCAAACUGACUGCAGUGGCUAGGAACCUCCUGGCACCUGCCAAAAGCAUCCAUCACCUAAAACCUCUGCCACGUUCUUCUGAAAUUCUUCCUGUGGGUGAGAGGUACAGCCAACGUGUAUGUAAAAAUCUAUUGGAAGCCUUUUCUUGCAUUAACAGGAACUUACACUCACGCUGGGCUGACAGUUGGUGCACCAAGAUGUUCAGCUUUCAGCCUUUGGCACUUUAUCCUGUAGAAUCUACCAAAAUACUUUUUUCAGACUUGAGCCACAAGCCUCCAACCUCUUUCUUGGAUACCCCAGUUUUCCCAAUUUCUUUUCACAUAAAAUUAGACUCCAGUCCUGCGACAGACCUCACAGGGAUUACAUCCCAGCACUCUGUACAUCUCAAACCGGUUUUGGGAGAGAUGGAAGCACCACCUUCAAAAUGGACUUUCUCUUUUCUCCUGUCUCAGAGCUGUUCAGAUACCACAGCUUUCAAGGAAGAUUCCCAUCUAGAUAAUAAGCUGCAUUCCUCUCUCUCUGUAAGAAGAGAAGUUGCCCUUCAUCCUGACCGUGGAAGAAAUGCCAUAGCUGAAAGAAGAAGAGGUUGCUCCAUGCUUGGCCUUCACACAGUGUUAGCACUUUCUUCCCCUGGAUGUUACAGGAUUUGGACAAGAAGAAGAAACCUAACCAGUCAUAUUCCUACCAUCCAGAGACUAUUUAUAUCACAAUUCGCACAGGGUUUGAAAGGGGCAAGGCAUCCAGCUUCUGUCUCAGAUGACCUCGUCUCUUCAUUGCCAUACUCAUUGGGCAGGGUACUCUCCAUAUGGAGUCAGCAUGGUCCUGCUGCCUGUCCCUCCGAAAUCACUCCUCUCCAUUCCAAUCACUGCAAGUGGCAGCCAAGUGUGGGCAUCGAGAACAGCUGUGCCAUGUUACCCCACUUGCCUGUACAGAGUAUGGAAGCACUACAGACUGCAGGUCAUGAGAUAUGUCUGGAAACUUCAUUCCCUUUUCCAUUACCAAAGCCUUGCUCACUUCCAGAGCCAUUGCCAUCUCCACCCAGGCUUGCAGCAUCCGAGCUCCAGGUCUGUGCCCUUGAUGAAGCUGAUGCUUCAGUUCCAGCCUGUCUUAGAUCCCAAGAUGACACAGAACUGAAAAAAACUGAGACAGAAAAGAGGCCAAAGAAAGUCUCUCAGAUCCCAAUCAGGAAAACUGUUCCUAAGCCAGACCCUAACCUUACUCCAAUGGGACUACCCAAACCAAAAAGGCUUAAGAAGAAAGAAUUUAGUUUAGAAGAAAUUUACACAAACAAGAACUAUAAGUCCCCACCUCCAGCCAGGAGCUUGGAAACAAUCUUUGAAGAGCCCAAGGAGAAAAAUGGGUGCUUGAUCUCUGUCAGCCAGCAGAAGAGAAAGCGAAUUCUGGAGUUUCAGGACUUUACUCUUCCCCGGAAAAGGAAGACACGGGGCAAAGUCAAGGCAGUGGGUAGUUACACCCGAGCAAAAAAAGCUGCAUUACAGAGUGCAGAGUUAGAUGCUCUUCUGAGUCAGAAGCUAAUGGACCUUGAAACCUUUUUUAAAGAGGAGGCUGAGCAGGAGCAGGCCUCUAGCAUCUGAGGGAGCCAUUUAGCUGAAAAUGAUCCAGUCAGCUCCUUUGCUCUUUUAGUCCUGUUGGGAGACAUCUACUGACUUCAUACAUUGCUCUACUCCUCUGUUCUGACAUCUGAUCAGUUUUUGGCUGUGACCCUCUUUAAGGUGCUAUUUAAUUUUUAAAAAAAUGUUACUGGAGGGUUUCUUUUAGGUCCCUGUUUGAGUGGAACACAGCCACACAGAAAUUACCAUUCCUUCCCCCACCUCUGGAAGUUACAGCUAAUAUUUAAUUGUUUCAACACCUUUUGAGGGUAGAGCAGGAGUGUAAAGGAGGAAGCAGUGCACCUUCAGUGAUGCUAGAGCUCUGUACUCCAGAUCAUUUGCACAUUUGAGUCUGCUGUUGUUACUGUAAUGGCUAUUUUUAACAAUCUGGCAGAAGAGAUAUGUUGUUUGAUAAAGAUUAAUUCUAGCAAACACAUUCUUGAUAUACCACUAACUUUUAAAUAAUUAAAAGUAGCUGUCUGGGUUUGCUUUCAAUUGUUUCUUCCUUCUGUUUACUUAGAAGGUUCCUUCUGAGUUUCUGUGCCCUUCCUGGCUUCAAGCAGCAGAAGCCCCACAUAACCAGAAUUUAAAUAACUUGCACUUUGUAUAUGUUUCUUUAUUUGCUGCAUGAGGACACCUUUUAAUAUGACAGCUCAAAAAAAGGUAAUAUUUUAAGAAAAAAUUGUGCCCAGUAGUAAUUUUUCUGAAUAGAGUUUUUACCUACUUGGCUGAUGCCAACCUCUUCUGCAGAGGAAAAGGUAAUUAGCCCAUGAACAUGUUAAGCUGCAGGAUACUAAGUAGAGGUUUUUAUUUAACUGAGCUGAGCUCCUCCAUGCAGGGAACACCAGCAAGAUCUUUGAGACUCACUUCUAAGUGAUUUUAUAAAUUCCAUUAAAAAGAUCAACUUGAUUUUAAUGCCAAGAAGAAAAUAAUUUUUCUCCAUCUCUAGGGUUGGGGUUUUUUUACCAUUUUAGACUUAUAAUUCAUAUAGCUCAUAAUUAGAUAUUCUCUGUGCAGCACUGUUGUACAUAAUAGCUAGUGUUGUACAAAGAGUCUCCUAGCAUGUGGACAUUUUUUUGUUACUUUUACCCAACACAAACCAUUCAGUGAUGAUAUAAGGCCAUUUGUAAUUAUCUGAUGCAGCACUGCACAGUUUCUCAGCUAUACCUUUUGAGGAAAGAGAGCUCCCUUCUGGGAUAACUUCUGUUAAACUUACUUGAAGGAUAAUUCAAAAUGAAUGCUAGCUGCUGUUCAGGUUAUUUCUGCCCUUUAGUGCCUAUAGAAGUUAUUCAGGCAAAGCUGUCUUGCUGGGAUGCUCAAAUUUAAUUAGUCUUUUCUUUGACUUGUCACUUGAAACUUGCACUUUCUUAUUUCCCUGUAAUAGAGUUUCUAUUUACCUUCAAAAUUAGCAAAUAUCUAGUGGGUGGGUAUUUUUUUAUAAAAUCCCAAUAAAUGCAGGACUGAAAUUACCAUAAUUAUCUUCCGUUGCUCUGCCACUUCUGUUACUGACCAAACAGAAAACUAAAAAUUAAGCAAUCUGUUGAAUUCCAGAGCUUUGAAAAUAGAGAAAUGGAAGAGGAUUAUUGCACUGUGUGUGCGUGAGUCUUGAAAGAAAUGUGAUCUGGGCUUGUUUUGCUCACAACUUAGGGAUUCCUAGAAGUUUACAAUCUUGUUUUGGAAGCUAAUUACCUUGAAUCAGGAACACUGAAGGAAAGAGAUGAGUGCACACUUAAGUGUGGGGUUUGGGUUUUGAGGAUAAAAUAACAAGGCAGGCAAACUUUGAACAUAUUGUCCUACUAUUUCAGCAGCAAGGUCUGGUUAACCUGCUUGGGCUGCUGUAGAAUAUUUUAAUUAAUCCUCUUUAUUUUUAUAAAAAGAAAUCCCUAAAAGGUAAAGGUUGACUGCCUUUUCAAAAACUUUUGAAACUUUGCCUAUACUAGUUUAUUAGCCCAGUUAUGGACUGGUUGGAAGCUGUAGCAAGAGUGAGAUAUAUAUUUUUAUGCGUUUAUGCUAUAGAAUGGGAUUGUUAACACAGCAUUUUCACCUGUUACUAUGGGAGGCUUCUGGUGCUGUGACACAGUUGAGCUGUAACCUUACUGGGGCUCUUAAGGAAACAAGGAUGUGGGUGGGGAGGGAGGAAACUCGGGUCCAGGCAAAGUUCAGACCUUUCAUGUUCUUUAAGACAUGGAAUGCGUUGUUUUCUUCCUUCGGGCUGUGGGUUGGGUUUGGUUUUUUUUGGGUGGUUUGGGGUUUUUUUUCUACUUCCCUGCUCUGUCCUGUUUCUAAUUGCUUUGAAAGAAUAUUUUUUAGCUUUCUUUUUAUCAGCUACAGCAGAGAGAGCAAAGAAAACACUCCAUUGUGUUUUGUUUACAAUAAUCGGAGGAUUUAUAAAACAAUGUUGCAGUUGCCUAGCUUGUCCCAGUCCUUAGAGGAAAACCAAAUAAGCAGCAUUUUCUGUUUUGGUUUAGUAUUUGUAUGAUGAUAGAGAUGUAAGCUAAUGGAGACAAAGCAUAUCUUCCCUGUUACCUUCCCCACCAUCAUACAGAUGUCAGUCAUGCUUCUGCACUUUUUCUUUUUUCCUUUCCCAGCUCUGUUCCUGUUUACAGGACUCAUGGAACAACCUUGUUCCUUGUGGCUGCAGCUUGUACACUGGGAGUGAUGACUCUGCAAAAGCUGGGUAUUGCCACUCUUAAGUUGUUCUGUCCCAGAUAACUGAAAGAAAAAAGUAGAAAGUAUGCAUCUUUUGGUGUCUUGCAUACUUCCCUGGCUGAAAGAGGUGUACUCUUGCCUUUUCAUAAAGUGAAUCCACUCCAGUGAGGCUUUUUUGUAUCAUCACGGAAAGACGUUGUACAUACUGCUCAAAGAACCAUGAUUAGAGCAGCCUGAGAAUUGCAAAGCUUUUGCCAUGUACUGUCUCUUAGUAGUAAGUUUUGCAGAGCAAGGCAGCUCUUCACUAAAUUUCCUGAUUAUAGGAGGCAGAAAGAUCAUUUUUUAAAAAAACAAAACACAAAACCAAAAAAGAAUCUUAUUUUAAUCAUGCUACAACUGGAGCAGCUAAGGCUACUUUAUGUUACAGCAUUUGCCUGGCUGGUCUUGUGGUUGGAUACAUCACAGUUCUGAUGCUUGCUGGAUAUGAUUUUUGCAAGCAGUUCUCAUUUCCUGUAUUUAAUUUGAGGUGGGCCUUUGGUGUGUCAUGUUCCAGGUGCUCUUCUAGAAUAUGGAUGGUAACUGUCGAUUAAAAGUCUGUAUGAUGCUAUCAAGCUAACAAAUAGCUCAAUGAGAACUUGUACACUUGUGCCAUUAGCCUCCAUCAUGCUCUUGGCAUUUUCUUCCUGUUCAAUGUUGUGUGAACCUAAAAUUUUACUGUUUCUUUUGUGUGUGUUUUUAAUUUAUGAAAAUAAAUUUUUCUGAGGA
Molecule: messenger RNA, 9645 nt
Organism: Apus apus (common swift)
Lineage: Eukaryota; Metazoa; Chordata; Aves; Apodiformes; Apodidae
Gene: PRR14L
Product: proline rich 14 like
Exons: 6
Coding region: 46-6216 (2056 amino acids)
Source: RefSeq, a predicted model, not a curated record